Molecule: messenger RNA, 1182 nt
Organism: Chenopodium quinoa (quinoa)
Lineage: Eukaryota; Viridiplantae; Streptophyta; Magnoliopsida; Caryophyllales; Amaranthaceae
Product: tetraspanin-8-like
Exons: 2
Coding region: 30-845 (271 amino acids)
Biological process (GO): auxin-activated signaling pathway
Cellular component (GO): plasmodesma; plasma membrane
Source: RefSeq, a predicted model, not a curated record
AUAAUCAUCAUUAGCAACGUUAAACAACAAUGGCAAAGUUAAGCAACAUAGUAAUCACAACCCUAAACAUCCUAACAACAAUCCUUUCAUUAUUAGCAAUAGCCAUAUUUAUUUACCUACACUUUUUCAUCAAUGGAAGUCCAACACAUUGUCAACAAAUGGUAGAAUGGCCUAUUCUCAUAAUAGGAUUAAUUCUUCUUACUAUUUCUUUACUAGGAAUGAUUGGUUCAUGGUGUCAAAUUCCUUUUCUUCUUUGGAUAUAUGUUGUUUCCGUGGUUGUUAUUAUGAUAGGUUGGGUUAUUUUUACGGGCUUCGUGUUUAUGGUCACGAAUAAGGGUGCCGGAAAAGCAGUGUCCGGUGUCGGGUUUCAGGAGUAUAGGGUGGGUGAUUUUAACCAUUGGUUGCAAAGGAAUGUUGUUAAUACUAAGAAUUGGGUUCAAAUUCGGAGUUGUUUGGUUGAUAGUAAAGUUUGUGCGUCGUUGGAUCGUGUAUAUACUAAUCAAGGCCUUGAAUUUUUCAAGAAAAACUUGUCUCCAAUUCAGUCAAGCUGUUGCAAGCCACCAACAUCAUGUGGGUUUACCCCUAAGAAUGCAACCUACUGGGAGGUUCCGAAGACAGGCCCGACCUCAUCGGAUUCCGAUUGCAAUGCAUGGAGCAACGACAAGGAUAAGUUAUGCUACGAUUGCAAGUCUUGCAAGGCAGGUGUACUAGCCAGUCUUAGGGAGGAGUGGCGGCAUUUCUUGAUCUUCAAUAUCACCAUAUUUAUCAUUCUCUUUGUGAUUUAUAUGGUUGGUUGCUGCGCAAUCCGCAAUAGUUAUAAUCGUUCUUCCAACAAGUACCCUUAGUUUAACUUCAUGUUUGUUCAUGUUGUGUUUUCUAGCAUAGUUUAGCUUUAUUAAGUUCAUAGAUAGAAUAGUAUUUUCUUUUCUUAAAUUUUAUAGGUUGGAUUUUAAAUGUUGGAUUAUUGUGUUAAUUAGUAAGUUUGUGUCUUUAAUUGUUAAUUUAGUUGUAUCUAUGUUUAGAAAAUGAUUUAUUUGAUGGAUUUAUUUAAUAUAAGUCAUAGUUUGUGUUAUUCAUUGUCGAUUUUUGAAAGUUUAUGUGAUAAAUAUAUUCUAGUGUUAAAUUUCUGUUAAUUUUUCUCUCAAUCUUUGUUCUAUCUAAUCUUAUACCCGUUUUCUUUAG